Messenger RNA from Lachancea nothofagi CBS 11611, 1227 nucleotides. The record is from the annotation of a GenBank genome assembly. Lineage: Eukaryota; Fungi; Ascomycota; Saccharomycetes; Saccharomycetales; Saccharomycetaceae.
AUGGCCAAGGGAUUCAAACUUAAGGAGAUGCUGUCUCACCAAAAAGAGGCGGCUAAGGCUGACAGGAAAGAAUCUGCUAAAAAGGCGCAGCAGAAGCAGAUUUUGGAAAAACAGCAAAAUACACCUCUAGUUGUCAGUCAUGAUGAUAUCGUAGAGAAAGAAGCUUUGGAUGCUGAAUCGAAAGAAGAGCAGCCAGAGGUAUAUCAAAGUAAGGCUUUGUCGAGAAAAGAACGCAGAAAACAGAAGAAAUACGAGAAAAAGGUACAGCCUGAAGUAAAUGUGGAAGAUGCGGAAGACGAGGAAGACGAGGAAGACGAGGACGAGCUUGAAACAAACGGGAGACUGGAUUUGGACAGAUUGGAGAUGAGCGAGCCAGAAGACGAAGACGACGACGAAGAAGAAGAAGACAACGACGACGAGAAUGAGGAGCAGGAGGAGAAGGAAGAAGAGGAGGAAGAAGACGUGCCUCUUUCAGACGUAGAAUUGGACUCUGACGCUGACGUGGUCCCUCAUCAGAAAGUCACUAUCAACAACACUAAGGCCAUGAAUCACGCCUUGGAGCGCAUUCAGCUUCCAUGGAAAAAGCACACGUUCCAAGAGCAUCAGUCUAUCACUUCUGCGACAAACUCCGACGAAGGUAUCAAGGACAUUUACGACGAUACGGAGCGUGAAUUGGCCUUCUACAGACAGUCCCUAGAUGCUGUUACACAGGCGAAACAAAAGCUACAAGGUCUAAGAGUGCCGUUUAAGAGGCCUCUAGACUAUUUCGCUGAGAUGGUCAAGAGUGACGAACACAUGGACAGACUCAAGAGCAAGCUUGUGAAUGAAGCCAGCGACCGUAAGGCGCGCGAGGACGCUCGCAAACAGAGAUCGCUCAAAAAGUUUGGUAAGCAAGUGCAAAACGCAACGCUGCAAAGUCGUCUAAAGGACAAGAAGGAGACUCUAGACCGGAUCAAGUCGCUAAAGCAGAAACGUAAACACAAUGAAAUCGACGACGCUGCUUUCGAUGUUGGUGUUGAAGAAGCGGCAUCCGAGAAGCCCGAAAAGAGACAAAAGCCAAACGGCAAGAGGCUGGCUAAGGAUUCCAAAUACGGACAAGGCGGCAUGAAAAGGUUCAAGCGCAAAAAUGAUGCCAAAUCGUCUUCUGACGUCUCCGACUUCUCGUCUAACAAGAUGAAGGGCAAAACGUCGCGUCCGGGCAAGAACAGACGUUCCAAGCGUUUCUAA